Messenger RNA from Aphanomyces invadans, 1008 nucleotides. RefSeq lists its product as hypothetical. Bases 37 to 990 code for a protein of 317 amino acids. Gene Ontology annotation, cellular component: P-body. Gene Ontology annotation, biological process: protein modification process. The record is from RefSeq and is a predicted model, not a curated record. Lineage: Eukaryota; Oomycota; Saprolegniomycetes; Saprolegniales; Verrucalvaceae. The transcript has 5 exons.
CUUUCCAACUUCAAACGCCGCGCGGCAACGUCCAUUAUGCUCAAGAACGAACUGGGAAGGAAGUGGCGCGACAUUCCGUGGGCAGAUGUGCUUGAGAAGAGCGCUCAUGCUGACAAGUACUUCAUGCGAAGUGGAUUGAUUCGAAAAGACCUCCUUCCACUCUACGCUGCCGAGUAUAUGCCAAAGACGUUUGUCGUCAAGUCGAUGGACAGCAUCAACGAGAUUAUUCCCUUGAUGGAGGAAGAGGACAAACAUGCAUCAAACGACGUGUGGGUAUUAAAGCUCAGCGAUUCCAGCAAUGCGUACGGCAUUCACUUCUUUCACCGAAAAGAUGCGUCCUCCCUAGCAUACAUCGUCCAAGACGGCCAAACGCGUGUCGUGCAAAAGAACGUGCAGUCGGCCUUGUUCAACGGGAGGAAGUUCCACGUUCGAGUCCUCGUUCUCGCGGUGGGGCAUCUAGACGUCUACGUGUACGAUCGCAGCCGCGUGUUGGUGGCAUCCGCGCCAUACUCUCCCACCGCUUCCUUGACCGAUGCACUCGUUCAUAUCACAAACAUGGGAGUGAACCAAGCGCGGAACGAUCUGUAUGACAGCGCCGUGCAGAACAUGGCGCUGUCCGACGUGUUUUCCCCUGACUUGGUCGCGACGGCGAUGGACCAAGUCCACGCGAUCUGUCGCGACACGUUUCGUCGGGUAUCGACGAACCGGCGGCACUUUUUCAGUCUCCCCAAUUGCUACGAGCUGUUUGGGCUCGACUUUAUGAUUGACGACGGCGGGCGUGUGCUGCUGCUCGAGGUGAAUCCAGAUCCGUCCCUCGGGAUGUUUUACAGGCAAGGCGAAGUGGAGACGCCCAUCCUUCCGCGAGACGUCUUGGUCGACGGAGCGCCUCCGUCGUUUGUGCAAGUGUACUCUCGGUCCCAGGACGAAGCGUUUGCCCUUCUUAAAGCGCGCUGGUCGGCUGAAUGUCGUGGCGAAGAAGCCCAGGCGUAACAAAAGUUUUGUGAAAAA